AUGAGGAAGUUGGAGAACGAGAAUGAGACCGUGGUUUCGGCUGGCAUUUCUCCAACAGCAGAUGUGCAGGUUAUCUUCACCACCACCCCGGCCGUGGAAUGCAGUAGCCGAGAAAGCGUCCCCAAUGGCCGAGCCUUGCUGGACGUGCGCAUCCCCGAACGAGUAGAGGUCAUUCGUGAUUAUGCCUUCCGUGAGUGUAGCUCCUUGGCACGUGUGAGCAUCCCCAACUCAGUGACUCGCUUGGGGUUCAGUGCUUUUGCUGGCUGUAGGUCUUUGAGAGCUUUGACCAUCCCUGACUCAGUGACUUGGAUCGGAGAGAAUGCCUUCGAAGACUGUAGCUCUUUGGUAGCCUUGACCAUCCCCGGCUCCGUGGUGCAGAUUGGGAGCUUCGCCUUUGAGGGAUGCACAUCGCUCAGGAGCUUGACCAUCUCCGACUCAGUGGUUCGAAUUUCACAGCGUACCUUCCGGGGCUGCAGCUCUUUGACGAGUUUGAACAUCCCCAGUUCUGUGACAGAGAUUGGACCCAACGCCUUCCAAAACUGCACUGCCUUGUCUACUUUGACCAUCCCCAACUCAGUGAUUCGAAUUGGACAGUUGGCAUUUGCAGGCUGCUCUUCUUUGCGAAGUCUGACCAUCCCCGACUCCAUGUGUCGAAUUGGAUUCUGUGCCUUCCAAGGCUGCCGGUCCUUGAAGAGCCUGACGAUCCCAGAGUCAGUGACACAGUUGGGAUACCAUGCUUUCGGAGAAUGCACUGCCUUGAGCAGCCUGCGGCUUCCAGAGUCUCUGAAGCACGACUCAAACUUCUUUGCAGGGUGUAGUAGCUUGCCCCGAACUCCGAGAGGCUCUAUAGUUGCUGAGAUCUGA
Messenger RNA from Durusdinium trenchii, 864 nucleotides. Lineage: Eukaryota; Dinophyceae; Suessiales; Symbiodiniaceae. The record is from the annotation of a GenBank genome assembly.